AUGAAAACCCUCCACACUGUGCUCCUGCUAGCCCUUGGCUUCACAGUCACCCAGGCCUACCUUGACUACAGGGCUUUGUGGCAGUUCAGGGCUAUGAUCCUCUGCACCAUGCCUGACAGCUGGCCAGUCCUAGAUUACAGCGACUACGGAUGCUAUUGCGGCAAGGGCGGCUCAGGAACCCCUGUCGACGAGCUGGACAGAUGCUGUGAGGUUCAUGACCACUGCUACAAUGCUGCCAUGCAGCAUGAUGCCUGCUGGACCAUCCUGGACAAUCCCUACACUGAGAUCUAUGCCUAUCAAUGUGACAAAGCCAAUAAGAAGAUCACCUGCAAAAGCAACAACAAUGAGUGUGAGAUGUUCAUCUGUGAGUGUGACAGGAAGGCUGCUGAGUGCUUUGCUGUUGCUGGCUACAAUGAGGAGAAUAAGCACUUGCCCAGCGAUCGCUGCAAAUGAACCCUGAGGCUGUACCACACAGAGCUCCAGAAUGGACAGAUAUGAAACCCUUUUUGCAUUAAGCAAUAAAUUCUGCAUUAACAAGCAUCA
Molecule: messenger RNA, 543 nt
Organism: Pygocentrus nattereri (red-bellied piranha)
Lineage: Eukaryota; Metazoa; Chordata; Actinopteri; Characiformes; Serrasalmidae
Product: phospholipase A2, minor isoenzyme-like
Exons: 4
Coding region: 1-453 (150 amino acids)
Biological process (GO): phospholipid metabolic process; arachidonate secretion; lipid catabolic process
Molecular function (GO): calcium ion binding; phospholipid binding
Source: RefSeq, a predicted model, not a curated record